Hepatospora eriocheir is the source of this 699-nucleotide messenger RNA. Lineage: Eukaryota; Fungi; Microsporidia; Hepatosporidae. The record is from the annotation of a GenBank genome assembly.
AUGAGUUCUGGUGACAGUGUAACAUCAUAUGAUACUGAAGGAAGAAUAAAGCAAGUUGAGUAUGCAAUGAUUACAGUUAACUUGGGUACCACAACAAUUGGUGUUAAGCUUGAUGAUUGUGUGAUCAUUGUAUCUGAAAGAAAGUUAACUAAUAAACUCCAGAUACCACAAAGUGUUAAGAAACAUUUUAAAAUUUAUGAUAAGAUUUUGAUGGGAUGUUCAGGUAUUAUUACUGAUGCACCAACCAUCAUAGAUAGAUGUAUGAGUCUUUGUAUUAAUCACGAGUCAAUUUUUGGUGAACAAAUGCCUAUUAAAGAGUUAAAAAAUGAAAUUUGUGCAAUGGCUUUACAGUUCUCAGAAAGUGACAUUCAUAGAAAGAUUUAUAGUAGACCUUUUGGUGUAUCGAUGCUAUUAGCUUCUCAUGAAAAUGAAGAAACAAAACUAUUCUGUAUUGAUCCAUCAGGUUCAAGUGUUUCUUAUAAAGCUUAUUCAAUUGGUUCAGGACAGGAAACAGUAAACAGUCAGUUAGAAGAAAAUUUUAGUUCUUUUACUGAUAAAGAUACCACUAUAAAGAUUCUUAUAAAGAUACUUAGAAAUGUUAUGAAAGAUGAACUUGAUUCUAAUAAUGUUGAGAUAAGCACUGUAUCUAAUGAGGGAGUUGUUUAUUACACGCCUCAAAUGAUUGAAAAUUACGUUUAA